Molecule: messenger RNA, 246 nt
Organism: Pollicipes pollicipes
Lineage: Eukaryota; Metazoa; Arthropoda; Thecostraca; Pollicipedomorpha; Pollicipedidae
Exons: 3
Coding region: 1-246 (81 amino acids)
Source: RefSeq, a predicted model, not a curated record
AUGGACCGCUGGACAGGCAGAGUCGCGCUGGUAAUUGGUGCCGGCGCCGGCUUCGGUGCUGCCAUCUGUCGAGAGCUUGUGCAUCACGGAAUGGCGGUGGUCAGAUGCACCAGGCGCACUAUACUGGACGUCAACGUCUUGGCGCUGGCACGCUGCACUCAGCUGGCUGUUAGCUCGCCGGCCGUUGACUUCGGGCUGCGAUAUGUCUGCACGUGUUCUAGCAACACAGUUCGGGACCACCUGUAG